Messenger RNA from Miscanthus lutarioriparius, 1845 nucleotides. The record is from the annotation of a GenBank genome assembly. NCBI's taxonomy places the organism in Eukaryota, Viridiplantae, Streptophyta, Magnoliopsida, Poales, Poaceae.
AUGGCGUCGGCGGCGUUCAAGUCCACCACGCGCCGCGCCCUCCACGCCACCACUACCACCACCACCUCCUCCCGCUCCGACCCGCCGCCGUGCCGGCGCCGCACCCGCUCGCGCUCCGUCAGCGCGGCGCCCCGGCCCCGCGCCGCCCACGAGGACUACGCCAACACGCGCACCAACCCGCUCUUCGACUCCGCGGCCUCCCCGUCCGCCUUGCCACCUCCGCCGCCCCCCGGCGCGGCUGCUAGUGGUACUGGUGCUAGCUCCGCCCGCGGGGAUGUGGCGGGGCGGGAGAGAGGGCGUGAGCCGCGGCUCAAGGGCGGGGAGCGCGGCGGCGGAGGGAGGGCGCGGUCGGCCUCCGUCGCGCCGCCGCAGCGGCGGCACACCGCCUCGGUGUCGUCGGUGGCGGACUCUGCUGGCGAUAUCGGCGGGAGGAGGGCUUCGCGGGCGCGGUCGGUGGCCGACGACGCACGCACCUACCGGGGCUCUGAGACCGAUGCAGAAACCAGGGAUGUCGCAAGGAAAUUGCAGUCAUGGAGGAGCCGGUAUUCAGUUCCAGAGGGCAAGUAUCAGGGAACUGAUGCAAGUUGUUCAUCCCAGGGGUCAACAACCGUAGCGGGGUGCCGGCAAAUGGAUGAAACUACCCAUUCAGAGUCUAGCACUGUUGUUUCUUCACCUGGCCAUCUCCAGCAUACCAUUUGGCAGCAGAACCAUUCAACUGUACCAGUGGAUCCAGUUCUGGAAAUUCCUCCUGAGUUCGAUCCAGAUUCUGCUGAGUUUAUCUCUGACAUAAGUGAUUAUGUGACAGAAUAUGGAAAGAAAAAUAUUGUGGAAAUCCCUAUUGAUUUUGACACAGAUGCUGCUGAGCUGGUUUCUGAGUCCAGGAACAGUGCAGCAAAACAGCACUGGGAGCAAAUGGAAAUUUCUCUUGAGUUUGAUACAGAUGCUUCUGAGCUGGUUUCAGACAUAUGGCACCAUGGAGCAAACCUGCAAAGGGGGGAAUUGGAAGCUUCUCUUGAGUUUGAUCCUGACACCUCUGAGCUGGCUCCUGACAUAACAGAAUAUACAUUAAAACUCAAACAGUCACAUGAACGUGCUCGAAAGCUUAGGGCAGAUUUGGCAGUUGAAGAACAGCGGGAACAAGAACUGAGCAGAAUGCUGAAGGGCAUAGUAACAGUUCCAAAUUUUACCGAGACACAUAAAAAACGGCCAAGAAGAAAGAGUAGCAUAGAAAGACUGAAAGUGUCAAGGCAUUUAGCUGAAGAGGCAAUGAAUUAUUUUGAGGAAUGUGUUUCAAUUUCAACAAUGGAUAGCACUGAUUUCUCAUCACCUGAGGACCCUCAACCAAAUUCAGUUGUGAAUGUGCCACCAAAGAGCAAUAGUAGAUUCUUCCACAAAGGGAGAUCAAUCUUUCAAGAACCCCACACUCCGGCUGAUCAACAUGCCCAUCAUGAGGAAUCUGACAAGCAAACUCAGUGCUCAAUUAGCGCAACUGGAUCUGAUGUGUCUGACAGUGUUAUCUUUAGUCACACAAAUGGUGCUGGUUUGAAAAUUAGGAGCAUCUCCAGUGAUGAUCCUGAUGCCUUUGACACUCCACGGAGCAGAAGUUCUUGUUUCUCUUUCAACCAUGAGCCAGUAAAAAGGGUUGAAAACUGUGAUGUUCGGCAAUACCUUGGGAAUUUUGGAAGGGGAAACAGUAGCCGAGAGCUAAAAGAGACAAGGUCAAGUUAUUUUGCUGAUGACUAUGCCUCACAGAAAGUUAACCCGGACUUACUAAAGGAUAUGGUGACCUUUCAGAAUCGAAUAGAAUAUGGAGGACUUGUUAUAUGUAACAUUAGAACAUUCUGA